Molecule: messenger RNA, 2696 nt
Organism: Gallus gallus (chicken)
Lineage: Eukaryota; Metazoa; Chordata; Aves; Galliformes; Phasianidae
Gene: TM9SF2
Product: transmembrane 9 superfamily member 2
Exons: 17
Coding region: 129-2084 (651 amino acids)
Biological process (GO): protein localization to membrane
Cellular component (GO): membrane
Source: RefSeq, a predicted model, not a curated record
GUGUCCGAGCGCGAGAAGCCGGAAGCGGCGGCCGCUCGAGGCGGGGGGCGACGCAGCAGCGACCGUUGGUGCCGCGGGCGCGCGCGAGAGGCGCCGAGGGAGCCGCCCCCCCUCCACCGCCGCCCGCCAUGGCCCUGCGGCCGCUCCUCAUCGCCGCCGCUCUGGCGGUCACCGCGCCGCCUCCCCCCGCCGCCGGCUUCUACCUGCCGGGCCUGGCGCCCGUCAACUUCUGCGAGCCCUCCAAGGAGAAGCCCGAGUGCAAGUCUGGAAUCGAGCUGUUUGUGAACAGGCUUGACUCUGUAGAGUCUGUCCUUCCCUAUGAAUAUACUGCGUUUGAUUUCUGUCAAGCGGAAGGGAAGAAACGUCCAUCUGAAAACCUUGGCCAAGUGUUGUUUGGAGAGAGGAUAGAACCGUCUCCUUACAGGUUCACGUUCAACAAGAAGGAGACAUGUAAAGCUGUUUGUACAAAAACCUAUGAUACCAAAAAGCCAGAGGAUAAGCAGAAAUUAGAUUUUUUGAAAAAAAGUAUGCUACUGAAUUAUCAACAUCAUUGGAUUGUGGACAACAUGCCUGUCACCUGGUGCUAUGAUGUUGAAGAUGGCCAGAGGUUCUGCAAUCCUGGCUUUCCCAUUGGCUGUUACAUUACAGAAGAUGGCCGUCCAAAAGAUGCCUGUGUUAUUAACUCAGAAUUUCAUGAAAAAGAUACCUUUUAUAUCUUCAAUCACGUUGACAUAAAAAUAUAUUACCACGUUGUGGAAAAUGAAGCUCUGGGAGCAAGACUUGUUGCUGCUAAACUUGAACCAAAAAGUUACAAGCAUACUCAUCCAGACAACCCCGAUUGCUCAGGAGUGCCCAUGGAUAUAAGCAAUAAGGCUAACGGAGAAGUCAAAAUUGCUUAUACGUACUCAGUUUCUUUCCAAGAAGAAAAAAAUAUAAGAUGGGCAUCAAGAUGGGAUUAUAUUUUGGAAUCCAUGCCUCACACUCAUAUUCAGUGGUUUAGCAUUAUGAAUUCCUUGGUGAUUGUCCUUUUUCUGUCUGGAAUGGUUGCUAUGAUUAUGUUGAGGACGCUGCAUAAAGACAUUGCAAGAUACAAUCAGAUGGAUUCCACUGAAGAUGCGCAGGAGGAAUUUGGCUGGAAGCUGGUUCACGGUGAUAUCUUCAGGCCCCCAAGAAAAGGAAUGCUGUUGUCUGUUUUCCUAGGCUCUGGCACGCAAAUCUUAAUCAUGACUUUUGUUACACUGUUUUUCGCUUGCCUGGGAUUUUUGUCACCUGCUAACCGGGGAGCUCUAAUGACCUGUGCUGUAGUUCUGUGGGUACUGCUUGGAACUCCAGCAGGUUAUGUUGCUGCCAGAUUCUACAAAUCAUUUGGAGGUGAGAAAUGGAAAACAAAUGUCCUGCUGACAUCAUUCCUUUGUCCUGGAAUCGUGUUUGCGGAUUUUUUUAUCAUGAAUCUCAUUCUGUGGGGAGAAGGCUCUUCUGCAGCUAUUCCGUUCGGCACUUUGGUUGCUAUUUUGGCACUCUGGUUUUGCAUAUCUGUUCCACUGACAUUUAUUGGUGCCUAUUUUGGCUUUAAGAAAAAUGCUAUUGAACACCCUGUUCGCACAAAUCAAAUUCCUCGUCAGAUUCCUGAGCAGUCAUUCUAUACAAAGCCAUUACCUGGAAUUAUCAUGGGAGGGAUUCUGCCUUUUGGGUGCAUCUUUAUCCAGUUGUUCUUCAUUCUGAACAGUAUUUGGUCUCACCAGAUGUAUUACAUGUUUGGCUUCCUGUUUCUGGUAUUCAUUAUUUUGGUUAUUACAUGUUCUGAGGCCACAAUAUUGCUCUGUUACUUCCAUCUAUGCGCAGAGGACUAUCACUGGCAGUGGCGCUCAUUUCUCACUAGUGGUUUUACUGCAGUUUAUUUCCUAAUAUAUGCAAUACAUUAUUUUUUUUCUAAACUGCAAAUCACAGGAACAGCUAGCACCAUCUUAUAUUUUGGUUACACCAUGAUUAUGGUUUUGAUCUUCUUCCUUUUCACAGGGACAAUUGGAUUCUUUGCAUGCUUUUGGUUUGUAACCAAAAUCUACAGUGUGGUGAAAGUUGACUGAAAAAAGACAAUGUAAAGAACUAACGCAGAAGAGGUUAAAUCUUCAUGAACAUAACUUUAAAGAGCUGGCCUACGUGAUGAACUUGAGCUUUAUCAGAAGUGUUGGCUUUCUGUUCUUUGAGAAUGAUACUGAAUAUGCAGCUGCCCCAAACACUUUCUUCCACUAACACGUUUGUAUUGUGACUUAACAGCCCGUCUUCAUGCAGAUCUGAAUGAAGAUCAGAGUUACAAUAUUUAUGCAUUUGUAAAUACAACGAUACCUUAAAAUAAAUGUUAAAUUCUAAUGGCAGAAUAGAACCGGCUGUAUUACGCAACUUAAUGAUACUUCUGAUUAAAGUACAAUUGUAAAUAGGAUUUUCUAGCUUGGUAGGUGGGAUGAAUUAUUUUUCUUUGAGGGAAAUGAGAUCUUUUUAUUAUGCUAACUUUGAAGGAUGACUCUUAAGAAGCGUUGCUUUUAGUUUGGAUGUGAUUUUUAUUUUUUACUGGUAUUAUGUCCACAAAUAUUCUGAUUUCUGUGACUUCAUUAGUUUCAGUGUUCUCGGCCUUUUAAACUAUGUGCCUCUGAGUCCUUGAAUUUAUAAAUUCAUAAUCUAAUAAAUAUUGUAAAAAUGUC